Messenger RNA from Lodderomyces theae, 5334 nucleotides. It is a transcript of the gene RIM15, whose product is annotated as protein kinase. Gene Ontology annotation, cellular component: cytoplasm; nucleus. The record is from RefSeq and is a predicted model, not a curated record. Bases 1 to 5334 code for a protein of 1777 amino acids. Gene Ontology annotation, biological process: phosphorelay signal transduction system; peptidyl-serine phosphorylation. Gene Ontology annotation, molecular function: protein serine/threonine kinase activity; ATP binding. NCBI's taxonomy places the organism in Eukaryota, Fungi, Ascomycota, Pichiomycetes, Serinales, Debaryomycetaceae. The transcript has a single exon.
AUGGCACAAGAUUCAUCAGUGAAAACAAAUUUAGACGUAUUCCGCGAGAGUCGACCUCGUCGUCUUGCAGAGGAAGAACGAUCGAUAUCACCUCAACAUCAAGAAGUCCAGCACGACAUAAAUAUUCGUGGUCAUGACUUGAGUGGAAAUACUGAACUUUUGCAUCAGGUUGACCACUCGUGUGAUGCUUCGGAUAACACAGACCGCCUGCUCCAUACAGACAAACCUCGCAUCAAAUUGAAUACGAAAGAUGACGAUACCGUCUUUGAAACUCCCAAUCCUGACAAUAAAUUGGUGAGUAUGGAACCGUAUCGUUUUCCCUUGCAUGGAAUGGACGAUGAAUCCAAACAUUAUAAAUCACUAGAAGAGCAAAUCGAUUUGAGGUUGGCUUCACUGAAUAACCCAACAAUCAUUAUGGAGUUGGAUCUCGAUGGUGGUGUAAGAUAUUUGUCCAAGAAUUGGGAGUACAUUGUCGGUACUUCAAUAAACAAAAUCAUUAACCAUCCUAUUUCCAAGGUUAUAGUGGGGAACAAUGAAGAAGAUUACAAAGUCUUCAAUAAUGCAAUUGACUCAAUGACUCUAGACGAUGCAAGUUACAAAGUGAAAUUUAUAACAGCCACAAACUAUACAAGACACGACCUAGCAGGCAAUGAGAUUCGCGGAGAUGUGGAGCACAUUAUUUGCGAUCGAUCUAGCAUUAAUAGUGGCGGUCAACUCACACCACAAAAUUCUUUGGAAGACGUUAAUGAGCUCAAUUUACCUGUGGAAGACUACGUACCGCGUGACAAGGGAGAUGUUCCACUGACAGACCACACUGACCAAUCUUCUCAACAAAGCUCAAUUUCGACUUCAAUAUCCAACGAUGGUGGCUACAUCGAGCUUGAAGCGCAGGGAAUACUCAUUCACGAUUCGCAUACAAAACUCCCCACCCACUCAAUGUGGACCAUAAGACCGUUUAUUCAAAUUGAUUUGGAGCUAUCGAUACCAAAUGCUUUGAUUGAUUUGUUGGGUUUUGGUUCAGAGAUUUUUGAAGGGUAUCUUAUGAACUUGAAACUGUUGGGUGUCACGGAAGAGGAAUAUGUUCCACAACCCAACACAAUAUUGUGUAGAAUUUGCGAAACAAACAUUCCAGCGUGGUUUAUCGAAAAGCACAGUGAUUUAUGUUUGAUUGAACACCGUGUUGCUGAAAACUUGCAAGAAUGUCAAGAUGCUAUUAUUGAACAACGGGAAUUGAUCACCAAGAUAAUGGAGAGUUUAGCUAUCCAAAUGCAGCAACCGGGCUUGUACUCGCAGCAGGGAUCGGCCCAAGGUAGUCCCAUAGUCUCAGGUCAGCACCAACUGUUGACAUCGAAAACCUUAUCACUGUCCCUGUUGCUGCCAAGCACAUCGUCCCAACUGUCAAUAUCCCUGAGCUCCUCAGAUGACGAUAAUUCUUCAAACUCGCUGUCGAUUAUUCGCGAAUACAAGGGCUUUGCCUUACCAUUACUUGCAAACGAAAGCUCAUCUCCCAGACUUGCUAACAAGGUAAUCACAAAAAACUUUCAUUCUAGAAGCAAGAGUUUGAUGUAUUCAAAAAAAUUCCCAUUUGGUACUUUGCAGAGAAUAAGGGAAUUGUGUGAUGAUGCCAUAGCAAUUAACCCCCCAUCCAACAACAACUUGACAGAUGAUUUACAGAAACUCAUUUCGUUCUCCCCGAAUUCCGAGAAAUCCUUGAAUUUGGCAAUGCAUCCCCCCACCAUAGAAUCAUCUGAUUUGGCUAUAAAGCAAAUGCUUGAAGAUACAAAGGGUUUAAUAAAUGAUAAAUUAGAAACCUUGUCCAGAUUGGUAUCGAUUUUACAGUACCUGAACAAAAUCAAGAGCGAAGUCGACUUGUUAGUAUUGGAGACCGUGAGGGAAACAGUUGAAAAACUCAGGCAUCAAACCGCAGCUCAACUUUCUAGAAGCUGUACUCCAUCAGAUGGUGUAGAGAGAUCAAGACUGCCGAUGGUGCCACAACUGGAGAGUAACACGGAAUUGCAAUCGCCGCAAGAGCCUCAAGGAAGUUUGGUGCUGAACUCGCGCAAGAACAGCCUGAUCCAUUUGGAACAACCGCCUAUGAUUGCCCCUAAACCAUCGAGAAGCAAGAGUCCUAUGGAGUUACUUCAGGACUCUCACUUCGACAACAUUGUCACCCCAAAAGACCUAUUGAUGAACGAAACAAGAACUGCGUCCCACAAUUCAUCAUCCUCAUCCUUGACAGGGCGGAGAAAGUCCAGCUGGAACGAGGUUCCCCAACGGCACUCGUCUAAUGAAAUCUCGCGAACUUCGUCAGGAAACAAUACAAACUACUCCUCUCCUGUACGACAUUUAUCACCGGCACCUUAUUCGGAAAAGGGUAGUUUGACUUCCAUUCAGAGAAACAGUGUUAUGAAACCGUCACCAAUAACACUACCAGUUACAGAUUCAGACUAUAGUGGCUCGGGUAUCGAUAAAAAAAUCACAAAACUUUCUUUGGAUACAGCCGCGACUCCAAACCAACAAAAUUCUCCAUCGUAUUCAUUAACUCAUGGAACCCCCAGUCAUUUAAGCAGCUCAACCUCGCGACCUCCUUUAUCCCCGCUAUUAGUAUCAACGCAACAAGCGCCAACCAAACCAGCAGGUAUCAAGGACUAUGAAAUUGUAAAGCCCAUCAGCAAAGGGGCUUUUGGUUCGGUGUUUCUUGCAAAAAGGAAGUUGACGGGUGAGUAUGUUGCUAUCAAAUGCCUUCGUAAGCGAGACAUGAUUGCUAAGAAUCAGGUUCUCAAUGUCAAAUCCGAGAGAGCUGUGAUGAUGCGUCAGAGCGACUCCCCUUACGUGGCACAAUUAUACUCCAGUUUCCAGUCGAGGGACUACUUGUAUUUGGUUAUGGAAUAUUUAAACGGUGGAGAUUGUGGAAACUUGAUUAAAACUUUGGGGGUUUUGGGAAUCGAUUGGUCUGCGCGAUAUAUAGCAGAGAUAAUUGUUGGUGUGAAUGAUUUGCACGAGAGGGGUAUAAUACAUCGUGAUUUGAAGCCAGAUAACAUCUUGAUAGAUAAAAAUGGCCAUUUGAAACUCACAGACUUUGGUUUAUCAAGAUUGGGUAUUGUGGGCCGUCAAAACAAUCAUAGAAAGAGCAGUGUGAAUGAGCAGAGUGUUGAGCUCUUCCGCAGUAUCUUUGGUACCCAUGGUGCAGGUGCAAAUGCAGGUGCAAAUGCAAGUGCAAUUGGCAGUGGCAGUGGCAGUGGUAGUGGCAGUGGUCCAAACUCUGCUGGGUUGGGGUGGUUGGACAGUGAUGAGCCACAUAGUGGCAAGAGAAAUAGUUCCGCAGGCUCCAUUGUCCUUUCUCCACCUUUGGAAAGGUCAAGGUUGAAUCAUCAAAACCAUACGCCAUCAAACUCGCUUCAAGCAGCAUCAUCCCCCACCAUGCAGUUUUUAGAAGCUUUUGGCAAUCUCAAAGAUAGACCAGGGGCUAGAUCGAAUUCCGGUGGAUUAGAGUCGCCGAUGUUGAAACCUAUCAUUCCAAGAACGGCCUCAGAGUCAUCGUUUGCACUUAUGGAUGAUGACUCUGCAAACUCAUCUGUAACAAAUUAUGCAUUGUAUGACCCCAAGGUGGCAACGGCUGUACCUCUAGGAUCUGACUUGGGGGCGGGUGGUGAGGGAAACAAUGGGGGAAUCAAAAAAUUUGUUGGAACUCCUGAUUAUUUAGCACCAGAAACCAUAAGAGGAAUAGGGCAAAGCGAGGCAUCAGAUUGGUGGUCUAUUGGUUGCAUCUUGUUUGAAUUUUUAUACGGCUAUCCACCAUUUCAUGCCGACACGCCGGAAAAGGUUUUUGAUAAUAUAUUGCAAGGUGAAAUAGACUGGCCGGACUUGCCACCAGAGGAGGAUUUGAAGUUUUGCUCUUCCGAGGCAAAGAAUUUAAUUGAGCGUCUUUUGGAGUUGAAUCCGGAAGACCGGUUAGGUUCACAGGGGGCUGAGGAGAUUAUGUCACACCCAUUCUUUGGAGAAAUUAACUGGAAUAGUCUAUUUGAUGAGCCUGCGCCUUUUGUUCCCAAUGUUGAUAAUCCAGAGCUGACAGACUACUUUGACUUACGUGGGGCUUCGUUGGCACAACUUCCCAAAGAUGAAUCGUCAUCUGAUGAUGACAAAGAAGACGAGGACACGGCUAAAAAGGGCGGAUCUAUCAACUCCCUUAACUUGCCUUCGACUAGUACCACCGCAUCGACGCUGGCUAAAAAGGAACGUCGUGCUAGUAAAUUGGGGGACGCUGGAGAGUUUGGGCUGUUUCACUUUAGGAAUUUGUCUGUUUUAGAGAAACAAAACAAGGAUAUUAUCAACAGACUAAAGUCGGAACACAUGGAGCACAGGAACAGUUUCUCGUCAUCCUCUCUGGAAGGUACCCCUGUGAUGAGGUCGAGGGGGCUAUCAUUUGGAAAUGCACCAAACAGUGGAUCUGGGUUGAAUUUAACGAAUUCAGUUUCUACAGCUAGUCCAUUUAAGAGACCUAUUUCUCCACCUGGUGCUAUUCUGGGAUCACCGGUACAUACGCAUAAUAGGUCACAAUCCCCACAUCGGGUGUUUGAAAGUCCUACAGUCGCGUUUGGUAAACAUGAAAGAAUUCCCUCCACAGUUAGUACUUACUCACUGGGCGAUGACACCAAUCAAGAUUCUCCCAGUACUACGACAUCAUUCACGCAUCACAGAGCUGGAAGCUCGCCUUACUUUCACAGUGCAGGGAAGCCAGCUACAAGCCCAUCUGCGAAUCUUAGUUUGCAACACACUUCCAGCAUCCUGUUUUAUUCGCACUCCAAUCCAAAUGUGCUCAAUGCCCACCAUUCUUUCUUCAGAGACACUUCGUCGCCAAACACGUCAGACUCGGAGGAAACGACAAGAUCAAAUGCCUUAUUGAGGGUGCAAAGGCGAAGAGAGAGUUCGCGGAUGUCGGAAGAGAUUUCACUAAAUCACGACCUUGAUGUACUCUACUGUGAACCCAUUUCCUCUGUACGCCAUCAAGUUGUGAAAUUGUUGGAGCGGGCUGGGUGUAUUGUGGUGUCCGUUUCAGAUGGCGAAGACUUGAUCAAGAGAGCGACAAGUCAGGUAAAGUUUGAUCUCAUAAUGACGGCAUUGAAACUUACUAAAGUGGAGUCCAUUGAUGCUGUCAAAUUGAUCAGAUUUACUGCAGGUCAAAACUCAAGCACCCCAAUCGUUGCUGUUACUGGAUUUGGCGACGAAGCCAGAAACGCACAUUGUUUUGACUAUGUCAUUGAAAAGCCAGUAACAUUUGAAAAAGUGAAGGAGUGUUUGAGAAAUGUACUGAGUGAGGAAGCUGUAAUUGACUGA